Messenger RNA from Oncorhynchus masou masou (cherry salmon), 10758 nucleotides. Its product is annotated as ephrin type-B receptor 3-like. Lineage: Eukaryota; Metazoa; Chordata; Actinopteri; Salmoniformes; Salmonidae. The record is from RefSeq and is a predicted model, not a curated record. Gene Ontology annotation, biological process: ephrin receptor signaling pathway; axon guidance; protein phosphorylation. The coding region runs from base 654 to 3728 and encodes 1024 amino acids. Gene Ontology annotation, molecular function: transmembrane-ephrin receptor activity; ATP binding; protein binding. The transcript has 16 exons. Gene Ontology annotation, cellular component: plasma membrane; dendrite.
CUUGUUCUUGCACACCGUUUCUUCAUUCCAAUGCACACACAGAGCGGAGCAUAAACUUUCCGCAACCACCCCGAUAAUUCGCUCAGGGACUUACUACAAUAGAUAAACCAAGCGGAUUGUAUCGGGAAUAAGACUUGAUCAUGUAUGUACGUAAUUGUGAAAAUGCAUAGUUGGACUAUGCUACAUUAUGGUAUUUGAUACAAUAAGUGUGAAGAUAUCAAACGUAUUGACUACAGAAAAGACUUGGGAUUUUUUCCCGACAGACCCUGUGAGACGGACAUUUACUUCCCUCGGUGUCGAUUAUAUGAAAUAUUAACGGGGAUAUUUACCGAACCGUUGUUGGGAACAGGGCAACUUCUCUUUGGUCGUUUGCCAAAUGCGUCUACGGGUUGGACAACUACGGAAUCUCGUUUCUCUGGCAUAAAACCCACUGGAAAUCAUUGAGUAAGGAGAGGGCACAAAUCUUCUCGUACCUUGCUCAUAUUCCUAUUUCCCUCGUUGGUUUUAUGGAGGUAACUCUGGGUUUGGGUGCUUGACGCCGUUGGACUGGGUGCUUGACGCCGUUGGACUGGGUGCCGGAACACCUCGGAUUGUAUUCACCCGUCUCUCCCUCUCUCCCCUGGGGUUAUUUUUAUGUCCGAGCUGACCGCUUUAUGACAAUGGAUUACUUGCUGGUUUUAUGCAGCCUCUGGUUGCACAUGGCCUCAGCUGUUGAAGAAACAUUAAUGGACACCAAGUGGGCCACAACUGAGCUGGCCUGGACCGCUCAUCCUGAAACUGGGUGGGAGGAGGUGAGUGGCUACGAUGACGCCAUGAACCCCAUCCGGACGUACCAGGUGUGCAACGUGCGCGAGGCCAACCAGAACAACUGGCUACGCAGUGACUUCAUCCCACGCAAAGACGUCCUCCGAGUCUACGUGGAGAUGAAGUUCACAGUGCGCGACUGCAACAGCAUCCCCAACAUCCCCGGCUCCUGCAAGGAGACCUUUAACCUCUUCUACUACGAGUCCGACUCAGACUCGGCCACGGAGACGAGUCCAUUCUGGAUGGAAAAUCCCUAUGUGAAGGUGGACACCAUCGCGCCCGAUGAGAGUUUCUCCAUGUUGGAGUCGGGAAGGGUGAACACAAAAGUACGGAGCUUCGGGCCUCUUUCAAAGACUGGGUUUUACCUGGCAUUCCAGGACCUGGGGGCUUGUAUGUCGUUGAUUUCUGUCCGGGUCUUCUAUAAGAAGUGUUCGACCACCAUCGCGAACUUCGCCGUGUUCCCCGAGACGGCCACGGGGGCAGAGGCCACGUCGUUGGUCAUCGCGCCCGGAACAUGUGUUCCCAACGCUCUUGAGGUGUCCGUGCCUCUCAAGCUGUACUGCAAUGGGGACGGCGAAUGGAUGGUUCCCGUGGGAUCGUGCACCUGCGCGUCCGGGUUCGAGCCCGCGAUGAAGGACACCCAGUGUCAGGGUGAGUGUGACAUCAAGGACACUCAAUGUCAGGCUUGCAGCCCGGGCACGUUCAAAUCCAAGCAGGGCGAGGGUUUCUGCACACCCUGCCCACCCAACAGCCGUACCAGCUCUGGCGCAGCCAACGUAUGCUCCUGUAGAAACGGCUUCUACCGCUCAGACACAGAUUCACCAGACAACGCCUGCACCACCGUUCCCUCGGCCCCGCGCAACGUCAUCUCCAACGUCAAUGAGACCUACCUGGUCCUGGAGUGGAGCGAGCCUCGUGACUCGGGCGGUCGCGACGACAUCUUCUACAACGUCAUUUGCAAGAAGUGCCUGCCCGAGCGCGGCAUGUGCUCGCGCUGCGACGACAAUGUAGACAUCUCGCCGCGCCACCUGGGCCUGACGCAGCGGCGCGUGGCGGUCCGAAACCUGCAGGCCCACACCCAGUACAGCUUUGAGAUCCAGGCCGUCAACGGCGUGUCGAAUAAGAACCCGUACACGCCGCAGUUCUCCGCCGUCAAUAUCACCACCAAUCAAGCCGCUCCAUCUGCAGUACCUACAGUUCACCUGAUGGGGGCCACUGCUAGCACCAUGAGUCUUUCCUGGCUGCCCCCUGAAAAACCCAACGGGAUCAUUCUGGAUUAUGAGAUUAAGUACCAUGAGAAGGACCAGGGAGAAGCUAUUGCCCACACCAUGACUGCCCAAAGGAGUUCUGCCCGCAUCGAGGGGCUGAAGUCCGGCACGCCAUAUGUGGUCCAGGUCCGGGCCCGCACGGUGGCCGGGUACGGUCGCUACAGCAGCCCCGCCGACUUCAGCACCAACCUGCAAAGUGACCCAGAGAAGUCUCUUCAGGAGCAGCUGCCCCUCAUCGUGGGUUCAGCCACUGCCGGUCUAGUCUUCAUCAUAGCUGUCGUUGUCAUCGCCAUCGUCUGCCUCAGGAAGCAGAGGAAUGGCUCUGAGUCAGAGUACACAGAGAAACUUCAGCAGUACAAAUCCCCUAUAGUCACGCCGGGAAUGAAGGUCUAUAUCGACCCCUUCACCUACGAGGACCCCAACGAGGCCGUCCGAGAGUUCGCGAAGGAGAUCGACAUCUCCUGCGUGAAGAUCGAGGAGGUCAUCGGCGCAGGUAACCAACCAAAGCUCCUGAGCUACAGGGGGAAGACUGCUAGUCACCUCCAGGCCAUACCGUUAGAGGACUUCACGCCAAGCGGAGAGUUUGGGGAGGUGUGUCGUGGGCGUCUGAAGUUGCCUGGACGACGGGAGAUCAUUGUGGCUAUCAAGACACUCAAGGUGGGCUACACCGACAGGCAGAGGCGGGACUUCCUGAGUGAAGCGAGCAUCAUGGGACAGUUUGACCACCCAAACAUAAUCCGGUUGGAGGGCGUGGUCACCAAGAGCCGACCAGUCAUGAUCGUCACAGAGUUUAUGGAGAACGGAGCGCUGGACUCUUUCUUAAGGCUCAAUGAUGGGCAGUUCACAGUGAUCCAGCUGGUGGGCAUGUUGCGUGGCAUCGCCGCGGGCAUGAAGUAUCUUUCUGAUAUGAACUACGUUCACCGGGACCUGGCAGCUCGCAACAUUCUGGUCAACAGCAACCUGGUGUGUAAGGUGUCCGACUUCGGCCUGUCACGAUUCCUUGAAGACGACGCCACGGACCCAACCUAUACCAGCUCACUGGGAGGCAAGAUUCCGAUUCGCUGGACGGCUCCCGAGGCCAUUGCCUACAGGAAGUUCACCUCGGCCAGUGACGUGUGGAGCUAUGGCAUCGUCAUGUGGGAAGUGAUGUCGUAUGGAGAGCGGCCAUAUUGGGACAUGAGCAACCAGGACGUUAUAAACGCAGUGGAGCAGGACUACCGGCUGCCCCCGCCCAUGGACUGCCCAACGGCACUGCACCAGCUCAUGCUUGACUGCUGGGUCAAGGAAAGAAACCUCCGGCCUAAGUUCUCCCAGAUCGUCGCAACGCUGGACAAGCUCAUCCGCAAUGCCGCCAGCCUCAAGGUGGUCACCAGCAGCACGCACUCUUCCGGGGCAUCGCAGCCCCUGCUCGACCGAUGCGUCCCCGACUACAGCACCUUCACCACCGUGGGAGACUGGCUGGACGCCAUCAAGAUGAGCCGCUACGCUGACAAUUUCCUCAACGCCGGAUUUGCCUCCUUCGACCUCGUGGCCCAAAUGACAGCAGAAGAUCUUCUUCGGAUAGGAGUGACAUUGGCAGGCCACCAGAAGAAGAUUCUAGGCAGCAUUCAGGACAUGAGACUACAGAUGAACCAAACACUGCCUGUCCAGGUCUGAGAUGGACCAACCAGAGAGACAGGACAGGAAGGAGAGGGAACUGUGCCAGAGAGAGAGAGAGAGAGAGAGAGAGAGAGAGAGAGAGAGAGAGAGAGAGCCAAUGGGAAACCCUAGCUGCCUGACCAUCUCAGCCAAUCAGAUGAAGACAAACCUGGCUUGCAGUGCCUCGAAGGGACUAGACAUUGUUUCUUCUUCUUCUGUCUUCCGCGCCGUGUUUCCUGUUGUGUUCUAUGUUAUUAGUCCCACGUUUUGACAAGAUUUAGCUGAAUGAUUUUUGUAUAAAAAAAAAAAGUUUCUAAAGAGAAGGAACGGAACCCAUAACCCCAUGCGUGCCUCACUUGGUCCAGUGUGGGGUGAUCGUUUGCAUGCGCGGGUGUGUUUUCGUGAGGAUGGCUGGGACUCAACCCCUCCACCCAACCCAUCUUCUUGUAUCCUGAAUUUGGUCAUCCUCCUGCGAAAACCCAUCUCCUUGAACCUUGAACCUUGACCCUAACAUCUGUCGGACAGCCCCCCUGACGGACAUUAAAGUUGGAAGUGGACGAACACUGUUUGAGUAUAAAAAUACAGAAAAAAAAGCUGAAAAAGUGAACAAGCGUUCGCACCCAAAAAAAAUGAAGUGUUUGGACACGAUAGAUGAAGUCCCUCCCAUGCUACAACUUGUUUUAGUGUGUGUGUGUGUGUGUGUGUGUGUGUGUGUGUGUGUGUGUCUGUGUGUGUGUCUGUGUGUGUGUCUGUGUGUGUGUCUGUGUGUGUGUGUGUGUGUCUGUGUGUGUGUGUGUGUCUGUGUGUCUGUGUGUGUGUGUCUGUUAUACCCCAUCUUCAUAUUGAAGGUGUACUAUUAUGCACAAGGCCACUGAGAAGGACGUGGAGGAGAAGUGCAAGAGGGUGAAAAAUAAGAAGAUCAUCAGAGGUCAAAUGAGAGCAUCUGAGAUGGCCGCGCUAGUUUGGCCCCCAAACGUCUCCGACCGACCUCUUUCUAAGACGUAGGGGAGAACAUUGGCUCAUAAGCCUCAUCAACUGUGUCUGUCUAUGAUAAAUGUCUAUUUGUUUUAAUCAGCUCUCCAUUUACAUUUUCUGUUCUAUAGUUAUUGGGGUUUGUGUUUCAAGAUAGUACUUCCUGUUGGCUGGUCAGAGUUUAGUACUUCCUGUUUGGGCUGGUCAGAGUUUAGUACUUCCUGUUUGGGCUGGUCAGAGUUUAGUACUUCCUGUUGGCUGGUCAGAGUUUAGUACUUCCUGUUGGACACUUUCUGUGAUGUCGGGGAGCUAGGCGAGGACUGUGGCAACAUACCUGACCAACCGGCCUUUUGUGUGUGUGUGUGUGUGUGUUUAUGAAUGCGAGAGUGUAACAAGUUACACACACAUAAUGUACAAUGCAGCUUCAGCUAUAUCCCCACUGUGGAGAAUUAGCGCAUGAACUGAACAGUGACAAGGAGCGACAAUUAUAUAUCGGAAACAGUUACGCUUUAUUCUGUGGACAAACUGUUAAUGUUUUUAUUUUUUAUUUUAUUGAAAUAGAAAAUGUUUGGAAAUAUACACUAUAUGCAUCCACAAUAGAGCAGACACACGUAACUUUCUUUUUGCAUUUAUCUGGAUGUUUAAAUCAAUCCCAAAACGCCAGUUAAAUUUCUCUACUUCCACGCACCGUAUUUAUUUCUCCCCUCACUUGGACAACAGACCAUUUGAACUGUGGACUUUUAUUCAAAAGAAUGAUGAAGAGGAAACAGAAGCUCCAAGAGGAUUCAGUAAAUGAAUUAAUGAUUAUAUAAAAAAAAUAUAAAAAAAAUGCAUAUAAAAUUGGAUAUUGUAUUUUUGUUGUUGUUCUAAACAGCCUGUACAUGUUUUGUAACAAAAAUAAGAUAAAUAACAUGAAAACAAAAUGGAGUUUGAUCAACUGGGAAAGUGUUAUUGUGAGAUUGAUCAUUUGAUUCCAAGUGAAAUGAGCAGAUAGAGAGAGACUAUUUAGAGAGACUAUUUAGAGAGAGCAGAUAGAGAGAGCAGAUAGAUAGAGAGAGCAGAUACAUAGAUAGAGAGAGCAGAUAGAUAGAGAGAGCAGAUAGUUAGAGAAAGCAGAUAGAUAGAGAAAGCAGAUAGAUACAGAAAGCAGAUAGAUAGAGAGAGCUUAUUUAUGUAGAGAGAAGAUAGAGACAGCAGACAGAGAGAGCAGGGAGCAGAAAGAGAGAGAGCAGAUGUAGAGAGAGAACAUAUAGAGAAAGCAAAUAGAUAGAGAGCAGAUGUAGAGAGAGCAGAUGUAGAGAGAGAACAGAUAGAGAGAGCAAAUAGAGAGCAGAUGUAGAGAGAGCAGAUGAAGAGAGAGAACAGAUAGAGAGAGCAGAUAGACAGAGAGCAGAUGUAGAGAGAUGACAGAGUGAGAGAGCAGAUAGAGAGAACGGAUAGAGAAAUCAGAGAGAGAGAGCAGAUAGAGUGCAGAUAGAGAGAGAGAGACAGCAGAGCAAGAGAGCAGGUAAAGAGAGCAGAUAGACGGAGUGAGCAGAUGGAGAGAGAGAGCAGCUAGAGAGAGAGCAGCUAGAGAGAGAGAGAAAUCAGAUAGAGAGAGCAGAUUGAGAGAGAGCAGAUAGAGAGAGAUAGCAUAGCGAGAGAGAGCAGAUAUAAAGAGAGCAGAUCUAGAGAGAGAGAGCAGAGAGAGAGAACAGAUUGAGAGAGAGCAUAGCGAGUGAGAGAGCAGAUGGAGAGAGAGCAGAUAGAGAGAGAGCAGAUAGAUAGAGAGCAGAUAGAUAGAUAGAUAAGAUAGAUAGAUAAGAUAGAUAGAGCAGAUGGAGAGAGAGAGAGCAGACAGCAAGCGAUUGAACAGGAAUAGAAAAAGAGAGAGAGUGAGGAAGGGAGAAGUAGCGAGUAGUUGCAGUUAGACGUUUUGUUCAUAGGUUGGAGCAUUUCAAGGGGUUGUAAAACCGUAGUUACCCUGUGGUUAGACCAUUAGAGGUAUACAUGCUGCGCUAACAACCUCACUCUCCCUUCAAGUGUAUGUUUCUGCGUUUCCUUUCAAAUUCUAAAGAUGGCCGCCAAGGCUAAAAACAUUAUUUUAGCUGUAUCUUCCCUCCGCCUCGAUCUUUCAUCAAGAGGAGUAUAUUGUGUAGUUCUAUGAGGUUGUCACUACUUGUCUUUCAUACACCUUUAUCCAAAUGAAACUUCAGGAAUACCCUAAAUGCACCCAACAGAGGAUGGAGAAUUUUCACUGUGUUUGUACAUCUCCAAAUUGUUCCGUUGUACCAAGCUGUACUUUUACCCCAAGUCCUUCAAAACAGCGCCGUCACCCUACUCACCUUGUACAGGUGUGUGACAGUGACCGCUCUCAAUGCAACCUUUAGGUCCAGAGAUGGAGGGCCAUUAAAGAAACCAUUCUUAAUUAAAACGAUAGGGCCAUAAACGGAACUCCGUGUGUGUGCAGCUCGGCGACUGGGCCCUCGUCCACUGCUCUCAGACAAGUGGGCCCUUUCAACCUGGUCUCAGGGGCAGACGUAACAUGCUAAAUGUAAAUCCAGAACACUCUAGUUAGCAUGAUGUUUCAUAUGGUAAAUAUUAAUUUGUGGAUGUUCAUCAUCUAUUACGUUUGAUAUGUUAUGAAUUGCAAUUAGUUGUUGCUAAUGUUCGCUAGGUGGCUAACAAUAAUGUCCGCUAGGUGGCUAACAAUAAAGUUAGCUAGGUGGCUAACAAUAAAGUUAGUUAGGUGGCUAAUAUUAAUGUUAGCUAGGUGGAUAACAAUACAUUUAGCUAGGUGGCUAACAAUAACGUUAUUUAGGUGGCUAACAUUAGCUAGGCUAGGGGUUAGGAUUUAAGGUUAUAGAGUCAGUAGUUGUUUUGAAGGGGAAGGGUUAGCUAACAUGCUAAGUAGUUGCAAAGUAUCUAAAAAGUAGUAAGUAGUUGUAUAUUUGCUAAAAUGCUAAAUUUGUCCAUGACGAGAUUUGCACACGCAACGAUUGCGUUAUAAGUAUCCACCCCAACCAGACCCUACUUUUGUUUUUGCCCCCAUUCUGUCUGAUGUAAUCAUACCAAAUGUAACAUAUGAUACUAAUUUUGCAUGUGCCGGAUUUCAGUUUACUAUGUUACGUAUUCUAUGAGACCCGGGCUGACCCCUUGGACUCAGCUUGUCAGAGUGAUUAAAGCAGCCGGCCAAUCUGCCACUCCGAGGCAAACAUUCACAGAACAGAGCAGACGGACUAUGAUGACUUGUUUUUAUUUCGUGCGCGGGCUGCAAUCAUUCUGUCGGGACUCUGCCACUCUGCCUGAUUUGUACAGUGCGGGGACAAACAACCUUUGCCUGGAGACAGAAAGAAAUCAGGCAGAAAUAUGGAGCACUUGCUGUAAUAUAUCAGUGUUUUAGUAAGAAUGGAGUGGGGUUGAGGGCUGAGGGAUGGGAUGUACCACCUGUAUGGGGAGGGGUGGUAAUUACAGUGCUACCCCCCCCACACACACACACACACACACACACACAGAGAUUCUCUUCCAGACACUCGAGCUGCUGGGGAGGAGUGGAUCAAUCCAAUAUGUGAAAAAUAUUAGCGGUAGUGUCCAUGAAUCAAGUUUUGCCAUAUUCCUCUUUUUUUUGUCUUUCCUUUGAACCUUCUCAAAGCUAUGAAGGAUAUUAUGCACAGAAGAAAUAUCAUUAUUUUGAUUUAAUUUUCAUCUUAUUUUAGCAUAGAGGCACAGUACAAUACUGAUAGUGAUAACAAAAACAAUCUCAAUGUUCGUCAGGCACAACUUUCCAAAAUGUAAUAUGUAGAUGGAAUGCUAUCAGAGAGAUGGCUGUGUGUUUUGGGUUUUCAAUCAAUCAAUCAAUCAAUCAAUCAAUCAAUCAAUCAAUCAAUGUCUUUUAUAAAGCCCCUUUUCACAUCAGCAAAUGUCGCAAAGUGCUGUACAGAAACCCAGCAUUUCAUGUAUGUAAUGAGCUGUUUCUGACAUUUCUGCUUGACCGGGCGAACGGCUCAGACACACAUGAAAACAUGAGAUGACUCAUCGAUAGAGCGACGCUCAAAGAUACACAAAUACGAUACGACGUAUGACCAGCAGGGUCAAAGUAUCAACCACAGUGGUUAUAGAUGGUGUAACAAUAUAGUGAUUUUUUUUACAUUUAAUUUAACUUAAGCAAAUCAAUUAAGAACACAUUCUUAUUUACAAUGAUAACCUACCAGGGAACAGUGGGUUAACUGCCAUGUUCAGAAUGACAGAUGUUUUACCUUAUCAGCUCGGGGAUUCAAUACAGCAACUUUUCCGUUUCUGGUUCAAUGCUCUAACCACUAGGCUACCUGCUCUAACCACUAGGCUACCUGCUCUAACCACUAAGCUACCUGCCACCCCUCUAACCACUAGGCUACCUGCUCUAACCACUAGGCUAUCUGCCACCCCUCUAACCACUAGGCUACCUGCUCUAACCACAAGGCUACCUGCUCUAACCACUAGGAUACCUGCUCUAACCACUAGGCUCCCUGCUCUAACCACUAGGCUCCCUGCUCUAACCACAAGGCUACCUGCUCUAACCACAAGGCUACCUGCUCUAACCACAAGGCUACCUGCUCUAACCACUAAGCUACCUGCCACCCCUCUAACCACUAGGCUACCUGCUCUAACCACUAGGCUAUCUGCUCUAACCACUAGGCUAUCUGCCACCCCUCUAACCACUAGGCUACCUGCUCUAACCACUAGGCUACCUGCUCUAACCACUAGGCUACCUGCUCUAACCACUAGGCUAUCUGCGACCCCUCUAACCACGAGGCUUCCUGCUCUAACCACUAGGCUCCCUGCUCUAACCACUAGGCUCCCUGCUCUAACCACAAGGCUACCUGCUCUAACCACAAGGCUACCUGCUCUAACCACAAGGCUACCUGCUCUAACCACUAAGCUACCUGCCACCCCUCUAACCACUAGGCUACCUGCUCUAACCACUAGGCUAUCUGCCACCCCUCUAACCACGAGGCUACCUGCUCUAACCACUAGGCUAUCUGCCACCCCUCUAACCACUAGGCUACCUGCUCUAACCACUAGGCUACCUGCUCUAACCACUAGGCUAUCUGCAACCCCUCUAACCACGAGGCUUCCUGCUCUAACCACUAGGCUAUCUGCGACCCCUCUAACCACGAGGCUACAUGCUCUAACCACUUGGCUAUCUGCUCUCUGGGGAUGGAGGUUGAAAAAAAAUCACAUGCUUGACAUGCUGAUUCAUGAAAAAAAAAUGGUAGCUCAGAGUUUGAUUCAUGAGGAAAAAGCUUGGUUGAACUAUUCGCUGUUGGGUUCUACUCCUGGUGGGGGACGAAAAACAAACAAAAGCUGGACGUGAAGUUAUGAGCUUUGAUGCAGCAGUAAAUUGAUUUAAAAAAAAAUAAAAAUAAAAAUCUAUUGAAAAUGUAUUUUGUACCUUUUAAGGAGACAUUCCUAAUAGAUGUUUCAUACGUAUGACCUUACAUUGUGACGUAUUGUUAUCUUAUAUUCUUGUUGAAUCAGAUCGUACUGACCUGUAUUUCUGCUUAGUGUUGACAUGUGAAUGGAAUGUGUGUGUGUAUGUGUGUGUGUGCUGGUAUUAUCAUGUUCUACUGAACUAAUCCAAUCAGAAGUGACUAUACAUUUAUUGUAGAUCCCCAGUAUCUCUCUGUGCCAAUCGCCCCUCCCCCUCCCGUUUACACUCCUCCCACUCCUCGAACCUUACCAAACUUCAACCAAUCCUAUGACUUUAUACCUCCUCUUUUCCUCUUUUCCUUUUCUUCAGCCAUGUUCCUUCUACAUCUGUCACUGUUAUGUCCACAUAUAUACUUUUCUUACAUUUAAAAAACAAUAAUAUGCCUGUGUUCUGGUCACUUUGCAAAUCCAAAAGGAGAUGUUUAGGACUUCAUUAUCUAUAGUGAAAGGAAAAGGAAGAAAAAUAUUGAAAUAGUUUUGUUCCUCUCUGCAAGUUUUGACAUGUAUUUAAUGACAACAACAACAACAAACAAAAAAAACAAAUUGAUUUUUUUUUUUAAAUGAUGCUUUCUUGUAGAAAUAUUUUUUAAAGACACUUUUUUGCGAUUAAAUUAUUUAAGAAAUGUGA